CUUCCUCUCUGUCUCUGUUUCUCUCAGACUGAAGAGCACAAGACGGAACAGGAUGCAGGCUAUCAAAUGUGUUGUCGUGGGAGAUGGAGCUGUGGGGAAAACAUGUCUUCUCAUCAGCUACACAACCAAUGCCUUCCCCGGGGAGUACAUUCCUACAGUAUUUGACAACUACUCAGCUAAUGUGAUGGUGGACAGCAAGCCAGUCAACCUGGGCCUCUGGGAUACAGCUGGACAGGAAGACUACGACAGGCUUCGCCCACUGUCCUACCCACAGACGGAUGUUUUUCUGAUCUGUUUCUCUCUUGUGAGUCCAGCGUCAUAUGAGAACGUCAGAGCUAAGUGGUACCCAGAGGUUCGCCACCAUUGCCCCUCAACUCCAAUCAUCCUGGUGGGCACCAAGCUGGAUCUGAGGGACGAGAAGGAUACCAUCGAGAAACUGAAGGAGAAGAAGUUGUCUCCCAUCACCUACCCUCAAGGCCUGGCUCUGGCUAAGGAGAUAGACUCAGUGAAAUACCUGGAGUGCUCAGCUUUGACCCAGCGUGGCUUGAAGACUGUGUUUGAUGAGGCCAUCCGCGCUGUACUGUGCCCCCAGCCUACCAAGGUUAAGAAGAAGCCCUGCUCACUGCUGUAAUUAUUCCCACAGGACCAGAGAGAACGAGAGACCGCUGACCCUGGGUUUAAAGAAGAUUCUAAAACUAUGUAAUGUUUCUACAAGAAGACAGCAAAUGCAUUCACCAUAGUUGUGUAAAAAAAAAAAUACCAAUGUUUAGUUUUCCAGUGAUAACAAAAUUGUAGCAAACCUAUGCACACAACACACUCUGAGAUAGUGAAGCCGCUUUAGGCAAGUUCAGAUUUUUUUUCUGUGAAAAUCUGAAUAUACAGGUUAAUGUAGAUUCUAGAUACAACAGACUGUUCAGCUUAAAACUGUUUGAUCAGGAGCAGGAUGCUGGCAUUAUGCAAUGUAUCAAAAACUAAACAAUGUAUGGAACUGUAUGGGAGUUGUACCUGUUAUUGACUGUAAACAUAAGGUGGCAAUAAUAGCGUGUCUUAUAUCAUAUUUUAAGAGGAAUGAACAAUGGCAAUGCAUACAUCAUGAUAGAUAAGGAUAUGGAAUGUACUUUUGUGUGUGCAGGGAGAUGAACAAUGUUUUAUUUGAAUAACGUUUAUAAGCAACUGUAUUAUUUGUCGUAAUAUUGGAAUAAAAGAUUUCUGAUUACGUGAAA
Scomber scombrus (Atlantic mackerel) is the source of this 1223-nucleotide messenger RNA. RefSeq names its product Rac family small GTPase 2 (gene rac2). The transcript has 7 exons. Gene Ontology annotation, molecular function: GTPase activity; GTP binding. The record is from RefSeq and is a predicted model, not a curated record. Bases 53 to 631 code for a protein of 192 amino acids. Gene Ontology annotation, biological process: small GTPase-mediated signal transduction. Lineage: Eukaryota; Metazoa; Chordata; Actinopteri; Scombriformes; Scombridae.